AUGACUAGCUAUAUCACACGAAACAGCAAUGGAGAUGCCACCGGUUAUGGUCACUCGCGAUCAGAACAAUCUUCUCGUCUGUCCUUGCGGCCUCUACGUGGAGCAGAUCUCCGACACCUCCUUCACUUUCCCUCGCAAACUCAAUCAGCACAGGUUAAUGCUUUGAAGAAUCUAUUUUGUGUAACUCCGCUCGCAAACUCAACCAGCCGCUUCUCGAUUUUUCAGGGCACACAACCUGCCAACAACAACAGCAACGAUUACUUGAGAACGGGGAGUGGAAGGCUUCGGUUUUGGGAAUUAAAGGAUUUCAAUUUGGGGGUUUCAAUUAGGAAUUAA
Messenger RNA from Fraxinus pennsylvanica, 336 nucleotides. Lineage: Eukaryota; Viridiplantae; Streptophyta; Magnoliopsida; Lamiales; Oleaceae. The record is from the annotation of a GenBank genome assembly.